CCCACAGGCCCGGCGAGGUCGAAGCGGAGCCUCCGGGGCCGCGGAGGAGCCUAGGAGCCCGACGAGCGGAACGCGGGCUCGGCAGAGGAUACAGAUUCUGGGACAGAUGGAGGACCAACUGAUGUCCGCACGUCACUUAUGGCUUGGACCAUGAUAACCAUGAAAAGUACCUGUCCACAAGGUUCUGCGCAGGCCCUGUCCAGCAAGUAACUGAGGCAAGAAGCACAGGAGCCUCGUUGAAUGGCUUAUAUUUGACAACAUGCACCACCAGUGGCUUCUGUUGGCCGCAUGCUUUUGGGUGAUUUUCAUGUUCAUGGUGGCCAGCAAGUUUAUCACCUUGACCUUUAAAGACCCAGAUGGGUACAGUGCCAAACAGGAGUUUUUGUUCCUAACAACUUUACCAGAAGCAGGGAAGUUGCCAGAAGAGAAGCACUUUCCUGAGGAGCUACAGACGACUGGGAAGAUGCUGCCAGAGAGCCAACUUGAUCAACCUCUGGUGUAUCUGGAGCGUCUGGAGCUCAUGAGAAAUGUGUGUAGGGAUGAGGCCCUGAAGAAUCUCUCACAUACUGCAGUGUCCAAGUUUGUCCUGGAUAGGAUAUUUGUCUGUGACAAGCACAAGAUUCUUUUCUGCCAGACUCCCAAAGUUGGCAACACCCAGUGGAAGAAAGUGCUGAUUGUCCUAAAUGGAGCAUUUCCUUCCAUUGAAGAGAUCCCCGAAAAUGUGGUUCAUGACCAUGAGAAGAAUGGCCUUCCUCGUCUGUCUUCCUACAGCAAAGCAGGAAUUCAGAAGCGGUUGAAAACAUACUUCAAGUUUCUUAUAGUAAGAGAUCCUUUUGAAAGACUGAUUUCUGCAUUUAAGGACAAGUUUGUUCACAAUCCCCGGUUUGAGCCAUGGUACAGGCAUGAUAUUGCUCCUGGCAUCAUCAGGAAAUACAGGAAGAACCGAACAGAAACCCGGGGGAUCCAAUUUGAAGAUUUUGUGCGCUACCUCGGUGAUCCAAACCACAGACGGCUAGACCUUCAGUUUGGGGACCACAUCAUCCACUGGGUGACGUAUGUAGAGCUUUGCGCACCCUGUGAGAUAAAGUACAGUGUGAUUGGACAUCAUGAGACUUUGGAGGAGGAUGCCCCAUAUAUCCUGAGGGAGGCCGGCAUAGACCACCUGGUGUCCUAUCCAACCAUCCCUCCAGGCAUUACCGUGUAUAACAAAACCAAGGUGGAACACUACUUCCUGGGCAUCAGCAAACGAGACAUUCGACGCUUAUAUGCACGUUUUGAAGGGGACUUUAAGCUGUUUGGGUAUCAGAAACCAGAUUUUUUGCUAAAUUAAUGCAUAGGACCUAUGAAUCUAGUUUGUUAAUCCAGGGGCUAACCAGGUGGAGAUCUGAGUACAGAAAUGACACUCCCUCUGUCACACCCCUCCUUAAGCCCCUCUAAGGUCUCCCGGGGUCCAGUGAGCAGAAGGUACUAGCUAGAUCCAGAUUGCUUAGCUUGGAUGUAAGGUGCCUUUUCCUCCGUGGAAGGGAGGGAAGACAGAUACAGUCAUGGUCAACUGGAUUUGAGAAGCAUAGCACAGCCUUAGUGCUGCUUCCCUCUGCUGUUACUGGCAUUGGCACUAAAGCUCUCCUGUCUGCCACGUGAUGGCGGGAAUGACACCUUGAAGAGGGUUAGAAAAGUUAAGGGACUGCCAAAGUCACCAAGGCCCAUGCAGGAUCCAUCUGAGUCACAAAAAGGACUCCUUGCCUUUUGUCUCUACUUUAACCAUGCAGGCAAAUCAGACUUCUGUGACCAUUGAGUUCUCGUGGUGUUUGCUGAUGACCGCAGAAUGGUUCCAGAGGUUCAUCAUUCCAGAACCCAUGCCUGGGCAAUGCUAGCCUAUGUUUCAGAAUCUUCCCACCACAUGCCUAUAUCAUGUAGCAUAGGACAUGGAAUUUUAGAAAGUAAGGGGAGUGUAAAUUCUACCCCAGGAGAACACCUUUAAUGUAACAUGGUAGCAGAAGUACUGGCAGGGCAGGGAGUGGAUUGAGUACCUCCAUUUUGACCCAUCUGUCCUGUCUUUGACCAUCCAAUCUGGAUGGUUCUCCACCUACUCCCUCAACAGCCUGCACUAUCCUCAGAAAAGAGACCAGACAAAUGGACCAACUAGGAGAAAACUGCACACAGACUAUCGGGCAAUAUGCCAGUAUACAGAACUCAGUGCUGCUUAUACAUUUUCACUUUCAUCUCAGCAGACCCAUUUCUGAUACUCCACCAUUCUGGACUGAAUGGCUAGAAGUUGGAUAACCAAGUUCACCAGCAAUAAAAUCCUAGGCCGAGGCAGCCUCCAAGAACAAGUCUUCCAGGCCCCAGUGAGAAUCAAGCCACAGUGACCAUUUCAGAUGCCCUCUAGCUGACAGUCAGUUUCCCUGAGUGAGUCCCUUGAUCUCACAUCUCCAUUGUUAACCAACCUAGCACUGCUAUGAAUGAGCCAGCUUUUUUUUUUUUUAAGGUAGCCUCAACCUUCCUAUUCCCAAAAAGGCUUCCUGAACUUAUGAAUAUGAAAGUCAAAAGAAAUUUACAAUAUGUGCCAAAUGUGACCUGUGUUACAGUCCCAGGGGAAAUGCUCGGGGGCCUUGUGUGACUCCUGAGGACUGGACAAGAACACAAUCAUGGACAGAAGAGAGGCUCACCUCUCCAUUCUCAACUGACAAACCAAGGGUGUAACACUGAGUUAUUUUUCUACACAGAGUUUUAGCAAAACCUUUUUAAAAAUCAUUUCAUACCUAAUGAGCUGAUUGUCUCUUUCCUCUUUGAAAAGUAACAGUGCAUAUUGUAUAUGAAUUUAAGGCCUUAAGGUUAGCCCUAAUUAAAAUGGCAUUUUCUCUCAGAAACAAAA
Molecule: messenger RNA, 2875 nt
Organism: Dipodomys spectabilis (banner-tailed kangaroo rat)
Lineage: Eukaryota; Metazoa; Chordata; Mammalia; Rodentia; Heteromyidae
Gene: Chst10
Product: carbohydrate sulfotransferase 10
Exons: 7
Coding region: 260-1330 (356 amino acids)
Biological process (GO): carbohydrate biosynthetic process; proteoglycan biosynthetic process
Cellular component (GO): membrane
Molecular function (GO): sulfotransferase activity
Source: RefSeq, a predicted model, not a curated record